UGCCUGAGGAGGAAGAGAAGGAACCGCAGGAGCUGCUUAAUCUGAUCAGAAAAUGGACACGCGGUUCACCCGAGGGAAGUCCACCAUCCUGGAGCGACCCCUGACCCGGCCCAAGACGGAGGUGAGCGUGAGCGCCUUCGCCCUGCUGUUCUCGGAGAUGGUGCAGUACUGCCAGAGCCGCGUGUACUCGGUCUCCGAGCUGCAGACGCGCCUGGCAGAGAUGGGCCAGAGCGUGGGCGCCAGCAUGCUGGACGUGCUGGUGCUGCGGGAGAAGAACGGGAAGAGGGAGACUAAAGUGCUCAACAUGCUGCUCUUCAUCAAGGUUAAUGUGUGGAAGUCCUUAUUUGGGAAGGAGGCGGACAAGCUGGAGCAGGCCAACGACGACGACAAGACUUAUUACAUCAUAGAAAAAGAUCCGCUCAUCAACACGUACAUCUCCGUGCCCAAAGAGAACAGCAGCUUGAACUGCGCCGCCUUCACGGCCGGCGUGGUGGAGGCGAUCCUCACACACAGCGGCUUCCCCGCCAAGGUCACCGCCCACUGGCAUAAAGGCACGACGCUGAUGAUCAAGUUCAACGAGUCGGUGAUAGCCCGGGACAAGGCUCUGGACGGGAGAUAAGAGACUAGAGGGAGAGAGCGAUGGCGGGCAUCAGCGUGGGAGGAGAAGUCUUCCCGGUGCAGGCUGGUGUUUGCUGCAGGAGACGGAGACUGGAUCUGUGUGUGUGGAACUGAUGAGACGGGGACGGGAGGGGGGGGGUUCUGUUCAUGGAUGACCGUGCUGUGCUUAGCAUCAUGUAGAGGAAAAAAAUAUUCAGCGAGUUUGUUGUAUGCAUCUGUCUUUUCAUACCUCCUCAAGUGGUUAGAAGUUGUUUUACUUUCUAUUUACAUCAGACACGGCUCAUAAAACAUAAAAUAUAUGUGACCGCCCACACUGUUUUUUUUUCUUCAAAGUUCACCUGAUUUUUUUUACACCAUUUUAUACUGUUUUUGACAACAAAUUAAUAAAAAAAAAACCUUAAAUCUUAAUGAAACUGCAAUAAAACUGGAAGCUAAGCAAAAUAACAGUCCACUAAGGUGUCUUUGACAAAAAAUUGAUUUCAAGUUUUAAUAAUGUUAAUUGAAAAAAAAAAGAAAAAUCUGCCUUCAUGCUCAUAAUUAAUAAGAGAUUAGGUCUCAGAGGUCCAAAACCUUUUUUUUUUUCUGUUACAUUCCAGUUAAACCACAGCUGUCAUUUCUGUAAACUACAUUGAUGUUGUGGGUAAAGAGUUUGGGUCGUGUUCAUGUGUAUGAUUAUUACAUUUCUUCAUCAGGGUCAUGUGAAUGUGGAGCGUUUACUGAAGUUUACAAUCUGCAAAUGAAAAAUAAAUAAAUGGCUUGUGUUUUAGAAGUUAUGACUGUUUUAAUUGGAUCAAAGUAAUUUCUCUCUCCCAGUGAAACCUCAGCAGACUGAGCAGGAGGGAAAUGAAAGUGGGCCGGUCCAUUUCUUUCUCAUUUCCAGUUUAAUUUUGAUACGUAGCUCCUGGUAAUACUAACUCCUCUGUCGUCAAUCCAUCCAUCUAUUAUUUAUACCCACUUCUUUGUAUUCUGUGUCACACGGGUCUUCUGUGGCAUUUCCUGGCUCUCUGAUAGAAGUUAUACACGGUCAGGUGGAUCAAAGUCGUCCCAAGACAAGAACGGAUAUUGUUCAAAAUUUCGGCCUGACAUGUUUUGGAUCCAGAGUAUUGUAUUAAAUGUUGUUUUAGUUUUUGACGUCCUCUGCAUGGUUACAUGAGGCUGUAGUAUAGCCAAAAACCUACAAAGAUGCAUUGAUUUUUUUUAUUUUUCUAAGUGAAAAAACAGCGGAAAAUGGUAAAUACUGUCUAUACAUCGUCCAUCUUUAAGGUAAAAACAGCAGGAACUGCUUCAGUUUUUGUCCCUGACAGCAGUUUUGGAUUAGAUCAGUCCCGUCUAUUCACUGAAAAAGUUUAAGAGCGUCAUUAUAGCUGGUUAUAUAACAUACAGACAUUUCUUUGGACACAAGAAUUCUGUUCUUUGCAAAAGUCCCUAAAUUCUUUAAAUUAGUCCUUAAAUAAGAGUUACCUACAAACAAGCACAUUAUUACCAUGAAAAAUUGCUCCAACUCUACUUCAUGGAAGAAAACAACCUCUUAUACGAUGAUUAUUUAUUGAUUAAUGUAAAAGGAGUGUUGUCAUUGGUUCUCUUUG
Molecule: messenger RNA, 2204 nt
Organism: Cololabis saira (Pacific saury)
Lineage: Eukaryota; Metazoa; Chordata; Actinopteri; Beloniformes; Belonidae
Product: trafficking protein particle complex subunit 5-like
Exons: 3
Coding region: 53-619 (188 amino acids)
Biological process (GO): endoplasmic reticulum to Golgi vesicle-mediated transport
Cellular component (GO): TRAPPII protein complex; TRAPPI protein complex; TRAPPIII protein complex
Source: RefSeq, a predicted model, not a curated record